This is a messenger RNA of Mercenaria mercenaria, 1311 nucleotides long. RefSeq lists its product as uncharacterized. Gene Ontology annotation, biological process: double-strand break repair via homologous recombination. Gene Ontology annotation, molecular function: ATP binding; nucleic acid binding; four-way junction helicase activity. The transcript has 3 exons. The coding region runs from base 1 to 1311 and encodes 436 amino acids. The record is from RefSeq and is a predicted model, not a curated record. Lineage: Eukaryota; Metazoa; Mollusca; Bivalvia; Venerida; Veneridae. Gene Ontology annotation, cellular component: nucleus; cytoplasm; chromosome.
AUGGCUGAUAAGGUAGCUUCGUACCCAACACAUAAUCCUAAAUGUGAAACUUGUUUUAUUGUUUCACGUUUGAGACGUCCUCGUCAGAAUUGCACAGACAUUAAUGUAGGAUUUGGGAAAACAUUGUGUUUUGUUAUAAACGCCAUGGUACUUGACAGUGUUUCCAUAACACUUGUCAUUUCACCUCUUUUGUCUUUGAUGGACAGUCAGAUGGAAGGUAUCUCUCGUGGAGAAUACAGUUUCGUUUUUGCAUCUCCAGAGUCAGUGCUGAAACCCAAAUGGCGAACAGUUUUCAUGAAUGACGUGUGGCAAAAGCGGCUGACAUGUAUAGUUUUCGACGAGGCGCAUUGCAUUUCUGAGUGGGGUGAAGAUUUUAGGCCAGAUUACAAGGAUAUGGCCCAAUUAAGAAGUUUUUUCAAGGUGCCUGUAUUGGCAUUGACAGCAACUAGUACAGUUGAAGUUAAAAAUGACAUCAUGUCGGUUCUACAGCUAAGUGAAUCUGACACAGAUGUGAUUGCACGGUCAGCAAAUCGGCAGAAUAUAUUUAUAGAAUGUCAGAAAAGAAAAAAACCUGAAUAUGAAGAGGAAUUACGUUGGCUCAUACAUUAUUUGAAAGAACACGGAAAGAAUUCCAAAAAAAUUAUAAUUUAUUGCCGUUCAAUUGACACAGUUUCAGAAAUAUUCAUAACGUUCAAAGAAGCAUUAGGCCUCCACGCCUAUAUUGAUAAAAUACAAAAGUCAUCUAACUUAAUCGUUGAAAUGUACCAUAAAUGUACACAUGAUUCAUCCAAACGGAGAAUUAUAAAUGAGUUUAGUAAAUCAACAAGCAGCAUACGUUGUCUUGUGGCAACUGUCGCCCUUGGAAUGGGUCUUGAUAUUAAAGAUAUCGAUAUGAUAAUCCAUAUAGGAUGUCCAAAAUCGGUCAUAUCUUAUUGGCAAGAAGCAGGGAGAUGUGCAAGAGAUGGAAGACAGGGGUUGAGUUUAAUUCUGUACGAUAAUUUUACAGCUUCUUUAAAAUCUACCAAUAAAGACAUGUCUGAAAUCGUAAAGUCAUCCGAAAUCAAGUGCCUGAGACAAAUGAUAAUCAACCAUUUUACAGUGUCUGGAAAAGAGGACAUCAGCCACCAUGUAUGUUCAGGCUGCAAGUCAUCGCCAUGCAAAUGUGAUAGUUGUAGGUGCUGCUCAUUCUGUUCCAGAAAGUGUCCAUGUACAGAAAAAGAUGUUAUGUUUGCUGGAAUAUUUUUAUAUCAACAAGAUAAAUCAAACGAUAUUGGGGUUGGAAAAUCUUCAAUUUCAUUGCAAGGUGAAUGA